Molecule: messenger RNA, 1099 nt
Organism: Apis dorsata (giant honeybee)
Lineage: Eukaryota; Metazoa; Arthropoda; Insecta; Hymenoptera; Apidae
Product: lymphocyte expansion molecule-like
Exons: 4
Coding region: 514-1026 (170 amino acids)
Source: RefSeq, a predicted model, not a curated record
CUUUUUCUUCCAUUUUUAAAAAUUAGUUGGAAGAGACAGAUGGAAACGAAAGAAUUUUCAUUGACCAUGGGAGGAAGAUACAAGGGGAAAUUGAAGGAGCAAAGGGAGCAAUUGAAAAUGGGUCGUGGUCCAGGAACCCACGAGAUUCUUCAAUGGCCCGACGACGUGCUGCAAAAACCUUGCAAGACAACGAAAAGAAACGUUGGAUUUGGCGGAAUUGUUCCUCUUUUCCAACCUUCUUGGCCGUCCGUUACUCCAGGACCAGGCGAAUGAUUCAACAAAUUAAUCUCCUUCCACUGGCGUCCACUUCGAUCAAUUUUUAGUAACAUUUUUUUGCUCCUCGUUUCAGGAUACUCAAAGUAUUAUCCUUAUUAUUACAUCGACAAGAGAGAACGCGAGGGCCUCUCCUGCGUUCCAACGUUCGAGUACGAUGGUUUGCAACCAAGAUCCAAGAUCGAAGUUAAACCUUGGUCACUGCCCUGCAUCUUAUACAACGUGAAGGAUUCGAGGACGAUGGACGCUUUUUUAAACAAAGUCGUUGGAAAGAGGGGUCCCUACGAUUUGUUCACAGGGCCAAGAGACGAGACCACGAUGAAAAAUUACUUCGCAAAACCGAAAAUAAAAUUCGACAACUGGCCCAAAUCGAUCCCAUGCGAAAUGGACAAAUUAAAAAAGAAAUCGAAUUAUUACAAGGGACGUUGGGGCACUUGUCCAAGAUUUCUAAAGGCAUCGGGCAUAAGGAUGAUGCUGAAGGAUAUAUCGCUGUGUUACAAGGAUCCAAAGGAGCCGGGGCCCGGCUAUUACGAUCCAAAAUCUCCGAGGAAGCCAAAGAACAUGAAGAAUUAUCCGUUCAACAUGAACACCGAAUUCAUCAGACCGCCUCCGUCGACGGAAAUUCGACCUGGACCAGGAAGAUACACGAUCGAGAAGAAGAGAAUUAUAGAAGGACACGGAUGGACGUACAUCUUCAAGAGCAAAGCUCCUCGAACCAAAUUUAUUUACAUCCCCUCGUACAGUUACUUCUAAUUCUUUUCCCCUCUUCGUUUCAAUUUGUUUAUUGAAAUAUCGUUAUUAAAAUAAAAUAUUGAAUUUCGAGGGA